Cylicostephanus goldi is the source of this 586-nucleotide messenger RNA. The record is from the annotation of a GenBank genome assembly. Lineage: Eukaryota; Metazoa; Nematoda; Chromadorea; Rhabditida; Strongylidae.
CAACUUUACGCCUUUUUUAAUCAUAUUAGAAACACCUGUUGUAGUGGCUGCCGCUAAGAAUGUCCCUGCUUAUGAGAAAGCGGAAGAUCCUGAGUUUGUCUUGAAAAACAACAUACCGAUUGACACCAGAUACUACCUAACUAACCAGUUGGCAAAACCUCUUGCCAGAAUCUUUGAGCCAAUCCUUGGUGACAGAGCAGAGAAGAUUCUGAUCGAGGGUGAGCACACACGUGUGAGAACUGUGGUGCAAAGCAAAGUAGGCGGUCUUGCUGCAUUCACAAAGAAACAGGUUACUUGUCUGGGGUGUAAAGCAGUCCUGAAAGAUCAGAAACGAGCUGUUUGUGAUUUCUGCAUCAAGCAAGGCAAACUGCCUGAGAUCUAUGCUCAAAGAAUAACGAAUCUGAAUACUGUGGAAAGGCACUUCUCAAGAUUGUGGACAGAGUGUCAAAACUGCGCCAAGACCAUGCAAGAUAAGGUAAAUUGUGCGGCUCGAGACUGUCCCAUCUGGUACAUGCGUCAGAAGGUCCGCAACGAUCUUCGUGAAGCUCAUACGGCAGUGGAACGAUUUGGAGAACCAUCGUGGUAA